AUGAGGCCCGAUUACAUGGGCUUCAUGUUUCUAACGAGCGCCGUGGUGUCAUUUAAUGCUGGCAUAUGGCAGAUCUUUCGUCGCUCGGAAAAGAAGCGAUUACUUGAGAACCACAAAAACAUCAUGAAGCCCGCGCUGAAGGAACUCCCAGCAAGCGACAAGACCGUCGAUGAGUUUGAGUUUCUUCCGGUGCAAUUGGAGGGGGUACUCGACAACGAGGGUUCUGUGCUCGUGGGGCCCCGCUCGAUACCGUCGUACAAGGGUGGAGCCACCCACGAGGAGAGCAAGGGAGGGUUUCUUGUCAUGACACCCUUUGAGAUUGCCGGAACAAAGCAGUUUGUCAUGAUAAACCGUGGCUGGGUUCCAAUCGACGCGGGUAAACAUCGCACACUUUUGGCGCAGUACAUUGGCGAGGGAUUUGCCCUGACGACGGUGCGUGGGAUAUUCCGCCGCGAGGAAUACCUCUCAGCGUCUCUUUUUUGGGGAAAAAACGUAUUGAACGAGGGGCCCGCUGCUGCCGACCUCUCGUGGUUGGCGCUUCGGCCGUGGAACAUGGCGUUAGAUUACUACAAGCGGCGCUGGGGAACCAACAACGUGGACGCUCGCGUCUCCCAGCACGGUCUCCACCACUACUACGUGGAGAUGCUGGAGGACUACACUGGAGAUGACCAACGGAUUGUGCGGGGACAUGCAUGGCCGUGGCGCCGGAGCACGGAAGAGGUGACGUACGUUCACCUGAUGCCCAUUGUGCACACCAUGUACGUCUUAUUUUGGUUUUCCGUCACGAUUGGGUCGCUUUACGGCAUGGGCAGGUGCUACCAACGCCAAAAGGAACUGUUUGCACUGCGGAGGCACAUGACCGCGCAGUCCACGCUGCUUGAAAAAAAGCGUCAGGAGGAGGCUCGGGCGUACAUGGAGGCGGUCCAGGAGGUGGAGAGGAUGAAGAAAUUGGGGACGGCCUCCACUGCACGCAUACCAGCACAGCAGCCGGCUAGCAAAUAA
Messenger RNA from Trypanosoma cruzi, 1002 nucleotides. RefSeq lists its product as uncharacterized. NCBI's taxonomy places the organism in Eukaryota, Euglenozoa, Kinetoplastea, Trypanosomatida, Trypanosomatidae. The coding region runs from base 1 to 1002 and encodes 333 amino acids. Gene Ontology annotation, cellular component: membrane. The record is from RefSeq and is a predicted model, not a curated record. The transcript has a single exon.